Messenger RNA from Gymnodraco acuticeps, 4581 nucleotides. Its product is annotated as protein zyg-11 homolog. NCBI's taxonomy places the organism in Eukaryota, Metazoa, Chordata, Actinopteri, Perciformes, Bathydraconidae. The record is from RefSeq and is a predicted model, not a curated record. Gene Ontology annotation, cellular component: Cul2-RING ubiquitin ligase complex.
ACAGUUGGUAGUGUACUCGGCGGACAGCAGCAGCGACUGUAAACAAAACAGAAGAUUUAAUAACUUUCGUCGAAUUGAAAGAAAUGUGCAUAAAGACGUCCUUUAAUUUAAAAUGUUGCUGAACGUCGUGUUACCGUAAUUAUUAUAAUAAUUGUUUUAAGUUUCCUGUCGACUGUUUUCUUCUCAACCAUGGAUGCUGACGGCCCCCAGGCCCUGUGUGACCUCUGCUUGGCUCAGGUGUGCAGCAGCCUGGAGGCUCUGUGCAGCAGGAGAGCAGACGGCUCCCUGGGCCUCAGCUUGGCCCCGGUGUUUCCACAGGAGAUGGCAGACCAGUUACUGCGCAAUAUGGCGACUAAAGGGAUACUGAAUGACACAACUGUUGGGAUUUUCCAAAACUGCAAAGAGCUCCGCCUGCGCAGAGCAUCAAUCCGCCGCUGUACGGUGUCUGCAGAAGCCUUCCGCCUGGCCCUCUGCCCUCACAGGCUCCAGGAACUAGACGCCGCCUGGGCCUCCGGCGGCCUCACAGGGGCUAACAUCGUCUCGGGCCUGGCCUCCAACCCGGAGUGCAGAUCAAGCCUGCGGAGGUUGUGCCUCACUGGGCUACAUGUGGACUGGGAGUCCCUGGUGGAGGUUGGAGUUGGCUUCAGCUCCCUGCAGGGCUUGAGGACACUCAACAUGGCCAACACAGACCUGACUGAUGCUGCCCUGGAGGAUAUCUGCUCUCUCCCUCAGCUGGAGAGCCUGGACAUCUCCUGCAGCGCUGUGUCGAAGCUUACUGCACUCCUCCGUUGCAAGAACACGCUGAGAUCUUUCAUCGGUCACAAGCUGCAGCAGCUGGAUAUAUCGCCUCUCAGGUGUCUCUCUGUCCUCAGUCAACUUCACACCCUCAGGCAUCUAGACUUUUCAGAGGACCACUUUGCAGUGGAUGACAGUGACGGGAAAGACGGGGAGGAGACGGUGCGGCAGCUUCUGGAGGGGAGUGCUCAGGUCCUUCCUUCACUUGUAUCCCUCGAUAUCUCUGGACGGAAGAGGACCAGUGAAGCAUCAGUCAGAGCGUUUGUGGAGGCCAGAGGUGGACUGGUGUUCUUGGGCCUGCUAGCCACCGGGGCUAGCUCCUGUGAAAUCCUGACUUCACAGAGAAACUUAAAAGUAACCGGAGAGGCAAAUGAGAACCAGGUGUGCGAGGCCCUGCGGAGGUACAGAGACCGCGAGUGUUUCAUACGAGAGGCCCUCCUCCACCUCUACAAUCUAACCACUGACAUUGACAAACCUCGGCCAGACAUGCUAAAGCUGGUUCUAGAGGGGAUGCAGAGCCAGCCCACCUCCCUGCACAUCCACCUGGUGGCCACAGCGUGCGUCUUUAAUCUGACCGCUCAGGACCUGGCAGAGGCCAUGCCUGUCUGCCUGCUCACCUCCACCGUCACCCAGCUGCUGAUCGCCAUGGAGAGCUUCCCCAGCCACCAACAGGUGCAAAAGAACUGUCUGCUGGCGCUCUGCAGUGACUACAUCCUUCAGGACAUCCCUUUUGACAAGUAUUUUGCGGCCACGCUGGUGAUUAACUGGCUGCGAAGCCACCAGGAUCCCACCCUUCAGAGGAUGGCGGUGGCUGUCAUCUCCAUUCUGGUGGCCAAGUUGUCCACAGAGGAGACGGUUAAACUCGGCAAGGAUGUCUUUAUUAUGAAGCAGCUGCUGGCUAUAGUGCAGCAGAAAGCCAUGGCGGGAGUGGUGGACUCCACUCUGAAGUUCGCCCUCAGCGCUCUGUGGAACCUGACGGACGAGAUGCCCACCGCUGCUCGCAAUUUUAUCGAGUGCCAGGGCCUGGGGCUGUAUGAGGAGGUUCUUGAGACUUACUACACUGAACCCUCCAUUCAGCAGAAAGUUCUUGGCCUUCUGAACAACAUAGCCGAGGUGGAGGGGUUACAGGGGGACCUGAUGGAGGAGGGCCUGCUGGAGCACAUCCUCAGCCUGCUGCAGGACUCUGAGGUGGAGGUGGGGGUCCGUUACUUUGCGGGGGGGACUCUGGCACAGCUCGCCUCCAGACCUGAGGCCUGGACCCUGGGCGACGAGCUCCACAGCAACACCGUGAAGCAGCUGCAUGAAUCGAUAAUGACAUGGAACCAACUGGAGAGGGAAAUGGUCUCUUACAGGUCGUUCCGUCCAUUUUGCCCUCUGCUUCAGACUUGGCAGCCCUCGGGGGUGCAGCUGUGGGCAGUGUGGGCCAUACAUCUGGUCUGCGGUCAGAAUACUUCACAUUACAGGAGCAUGAUGGAGAAGGAGGGUGUGACUGAACUUCUGCGGGCUUUGGCUGCACAUCCCGACACACACAGCGACAUUAGAGAACUGUCAGACAGCAUCCUGCUCAUGGUGGAUCAACAGCAGAAUGGCUCGGCGUCCACCAAGAACCACACAGAGCCUCAAAACUCUUGACAAAAGUGAAAUAUAAUAUAUUUUAUUUAUUGUUGAGGUUGAAGAUAAAGAAUUGAAUCACAUUGGAAUUUUUCUGUCAGAAUAGUGUAAUUUAUGUCAAAAUCUUUAUUUAAAAUGCUAAUUUAAUUUUAAAUUAUUUUGCGAGGAAUAAAGUGUUUACAUACGUGAAAUUAAUAUGUUUGGUAAUAUUGCAUAAAAUCCCACACCUGUCACUAGGGGGUGCUUUGGUACUGUAGCUUCAGGGCUUUCUGUCCCUAAGCUCUGUGUUUGUACAAUAUUUACUCAGCACAUGAUCAGACUUAAAAUCAAACAUGAUUCCAAGCAAAAUAUUAAAGCCACCUGUUUAUCUGUCUGUACCGAGUGCAUCACUAUAAAGCAGUCAUGCUGGAAAACAAGGUAUCUAGGUAUCCUAGAUGCUGAAUUUAUUUUAUUUUAUAUAACACAGCUGGAAGACAGAACCGCUUGUAGGCAUCUACAGAGUCUAUUCUAAGUUGCCCUAUAAAUAAAUCCUUUUGAAAAGUGAAUUAACAACCUCCCGUGAAUAUAUGAGUUGUACCACAGUGUUAAAAUGUCAAAUCCCCUUUAAUUGACAUUUUUGAAUCCCCUAGAGGAUUUUGUGCUUGUGAUUCAGCCAGGUUAGUCAUCUUGUUGCCAGUGGUAGGCUAUAUAAGACAGAAAAAAACGGCGUAAACUGAUACAGGGUCAGCAUUUAAUCACUGCUUCACCAUUAAUGUCACAGAGGCAGUCCUGGGGGGUUAAAGGUCAUGCGCACCAUAAUGAACAUGGUGUGGUGUUACGGUAAGAAGUUCAAAGGCAAGAGAAGUGUGGGAAAAUGCCACUGCUUUCCAGGCAACCCAGUCUCACUGCAUUUCGUGUUAUAGUCACGACAUUUAAUCUAUUGAUUCGUGUUCACCAACACGAUUUCCCCCUUUUUUUAAAAAGCAAUGUAUUUCUAUUGGUAGUAUGUUUCGUGCCUGCAAAAAUGUCUCAGCUGUGCACCGUGUUUGGUGUAAAUAUAGCCUAUUUACCAAUUGGAUCAAAAAUAUAAAAGUCAGCCGAAUUAAUGUUGAUACUGCAAACGAAUCACGUAAGGAGGUGAACAGAAAAUAUAAAAGUGGUGUUCAUUGUCUUAUUAGGUUUGUGGUUUCAAGAGUCCAUAAAUAAUCAAGUGACACACGAGAAAGCGGCAGGAAGAAAGACUAUCAAAUAACUGGAGGAAAGAAUUGAAGCGCUCACAAAGUCUGGUUAGCAUUACUAGCAUUAAAGCUCAUACAAAUAAACAUGUUUGAUCUUUACAGAAAACACAAUUUGGGGAGAUAAUUUUUCGGAUGCUAGCAACUGUUUUCAGUAGAGAAAUACAAUAUAUUUGUAUUAAAAAGCUGGAUGAUAUUAAUGACAGGAAUACAUUGAAACUAGACCCAAAAGAAGGAUUAAUGCAUGUCAGAAUACAUACACCUUGUAAAAGUUCAAUGUGGUGUUUAAAAUACGUUCUUUAAAUGCAUUUUCUAUGGACUCAACAUAAAAAUAUAAGCCAUAGCUGUUUUCAUGUGUUUCAUGUCUUUAUGCUAAGCUAAUCCGCUUGCUGUAGCUUCAUAUUUAGAAAACAGACAUGAAAGUGGUAUCAAUAUUGAGCAACAACGCAAAUAAGUACCUCUCCUAAAAAGUCAAACAAUUCAUUUCAGAAUGCAGAAGCAAAGACAGAAAUAGGUAUGUUGACAGGUGCAAAAUAGGAUUUAUGGACACAAAUAUCACAAGUUAAAUAAAGCAUUGGAGGGAUACAACGAGAUGAGAGGAGUGAAGUAAGUCAUAGGAAAAUGAAAGACCCUUUCAUGCUCCACGAUAGUUUGAGCAAAAAUACCCUGGACCAAUAUGCAGAUCCCUGUCUCAGUUUGAAAUAUCAUUGUGCUGUUUUGAAUUGGAGCUUAGUGUGAGUAAGCAUCUCGUUAUCUCACUUUUGCAGACAGCUCUAUUGGAUUACCAUAAUCGUGAACCAGUCUGGGCACCCAGAAUACACUAACGUACAAUGCAUUUCAGUUGUGUGUUUGCUUUUUCACAUGUGGGGGGGGGGAGUUUGCAUUUGUGCUGUUAUACCUGUAUCUGUGAGCUAACAAGGACCCAAUAAAGACUAUGUCUUUGACUUGGAUGCUAAUUAGA